Molecule: messenger RNA, 3384 nt
Organism: Menidia menidia (Atlantic silverside)
Lineage: Eukaryota; Metazoa; Chordata; Actinopteri; Atheriniformes; Atherinopsidae
Source: the annotation of a GenBank genome assembly
AUGGAAAUAUUGUGGAAGACGCUGACUUGGACUCUGAGCCUGGUGGUGAUGGCUGCUUCUGAAUUUCAAGGCGUCAACAGACUUUCUUACAACUCUCAAGAGGAGUUCCUGUCCUACCUGCAGCACUACCAGCUGACGGUGCCGGUGCGGGUGGACGAGAACGGGGAGUUCCUGAGCUACACUGUGAAGCAGCAGCGGCCGGGCCGGCGGCGGCGGGACGCGGCGGAGCCCUCGCCGCCGCCGCCGCCGCCGGCCCUGUUCUACAGGCUGUCGGCCUACGGGAAGCACUUUCACCUGAACCUGACGCUCAACCCCCACCUGGUGUCGGGGCACUUCACCGUGGAGUACUGGGGCCGCGAGGGGCCCGAGUGGCGGCACAACGCGGUGGACAACUGCCACUACGUCGGGUUCCUGCAAAACCAGCACAGCACCACCAGAGUGGCACUCAGCAACUGUCAGGGCCUGCAUGGUGUCAUAACAACAGAGGAAGAACAGUAUUUAAUAGAGCCUUUAAAGAACAAAUCUGCCACCGCCUCCAGUGAACGGAACCUGGAAGAAGCACAGCAACAUGUUAUUUAUAAAAUGUCUGCCAUUCCCUCGCCGCAAGAGCAUAGCCAGGAGUUCAGCUGUGGCAUUUCAGACCUCAUCAAGAGCGGCGCGCCGUGCCAGCUCGGCGCCCCCCCUGCCGCCGCCGCCCAACCGCCCCCAGCCCCCCACGACCACGGCGAGCAAUCGGACGGCGCCCGCCGCCGCCGCCGGCGCUCCGUCAGCGCCGAGCGCUUCGUGGAGACGCUGGUGGUGGCCGACAAGAUGAUGGUGGGCUACCACGGACGCAAGGACAUCGAGCACUACAUCCUGUCCGUGAUGAACAUUGUUGCCAAACUUUACCGCGAUGCCAGCCUAGGAAAUGUUGUGAACAUCAUCGUGACGCGGCUGAUCGUCCUCACCGAGGAUCAGCCGAACCUGGAGAUCAAUCACCACGCCGACAAGUCCCUGGACAGUUUCUGCAAGUGGCAGAAGUCCAUCCUGUCUCACCACGGCGGGGGGAACAGCAUCCCGGAGAACGGCGUGGCUCACCACGACAACGCCGUCCUCAUCACCCGAUAUGACAUCUGCACCUACAAGAACAAGCCCUGCGGUACUUUGGGCUUGGCCUCGGUGGCUGGAAUGUGCGAGCCCGAGAGGAGCUGCAGCAUCAAUGAAGACAUCGGCCUCGGCUCUGCUUUCACCAUCGCGCACGAGAUUGGCCACAAUUUCGGGAUGAACCACGACGGGAUCGGGAACUCCUGCGGCACCAAAGGCCACGAGACGGCCAAGCUGAUGGCCGCCCACAUCACAGCCAACACCAACCCCUUCUCCUGGUCGGCUUGCAGCAAAGACUACAUCACCAGCUUUCUCGACUCAGGUCGGGGGACGUGUCUGGACAACGAGCCUCUUAAACGAGACUUCCUGUACCCGACGAUGGCCCCGGGGCAGGUGUACGACGCAGACGAGCAGUGCCGCUUCCAGUACGGGAGCUCCUCUCGCCAGUGCAAGUACGGGGAAGUGUGUAGAGAGCUCUGGUGCCUUAGCAAAAGCAACCGCUGUGUAACUAACAGUAUCCCGGCUGCAGAGGGGACUCUGUGCCAGACCGGCAGCAUCGAGAAGGGGUGGUGCUACCAGGGGGAGUGCGUCGCCUUCGGCACCUGGCCUCAGAGCGUGGACGGAGGCUGGGGGCCGUGGUCCUCGUGGGGGGAGUGCAGCAGGACCUGCGGGGGCGGUGUGUCCUCCUCCAUGAGGCACUGUGACAGCCCAGCCCCAUCUGGACGAGGCAAAUACUGUCUUGGAGAGAGAAAACGAUACAGAUCCUGUAACACUGACGCGUGUCCCGCCGGCUCCCGGGAUUUCCGAGAGAAACAGUGCGCCGAUUUUGACAGCAUGCCUUUCCGCGGGAAGUACUACAACUGGAAGCCUUACACCGGGGGUGGGGUGAAGCCCUGUGCGCUCAACUGCCUGGCCGAAGGCUACAACUUCUACACCGAGCGCUCCCCCGCAGUCAUAGAUGGCACCCGGUGUCAGGCGGACUCUCUGGACAUCUGCAUCAAUGGAGAGUGUAAGCACGUGGGCUGCGACAACAUCUUGAGCUCUGACGCAAAAGAGGAUCGAUGCCGUGUGUGUGGAGGGGACGGCAGCACCUGCGAGGCCACGGAGGGACUCUUCAACGAAUCCCUGCCCAGAGGAGGCUACAUGGAGGUGGUUCAGAUCCCAAAAGGAUCCGUUAACAUAGAGAUUAGAGAGGUCGCCACGUCAAAGAAUUACAUCGCUUUGAAAUCCGAAGGUGAUGACUAUUACAUCAACGGAGCGUGGACCAUCGACUGGCCCAGGAAGUUCGACAUCGCAGGGACCGCCUUCCACUACAGGAGACCCACCGACGAACCCGAGUCCUUAGAGGCCCUGGGAGCCACCACUGAAAACCUGGUCGUCAUGGUCCUCCUUCAGGAGCAUAACCUGGGAAUACGCUACAGGUUUAACGUGCCCAUCCAGCGCACGGGGAGCGGGGACAACGAAGUGGGCUUCUCCUGGUACCACCUGCCCUGGUCUGAAUGCUCAGCCACCUGCGCUGGAGGUUCCCAAAACCAGGAGGUGGUCUGCAAGAGGCUGGACGACAGCUCGGUGGUGCAGAACAGCUACUGCGACCCGGACAGCAAAACCCCGGAGAACCAGAGGGACUGCAACACCGAGCCCUGCCCCCCCGAGUGGUUUAUCGGUGACUGGUCAGAGUGCGGAAAGACGUGUGACGGUGGGAUAAGGACAAGGACAGUCCUGUGUAUCAGGAAGAUCGGUCCUGCUGAGGAGGAAACACUGGAGGACUCCCACUGUCUGACUCACCGGCCAAUCGAAAGGGAGUCCUGCAACAACCAGUCCUGCCCGCCAAAGUGGGUCACCCUGGAGUGGUCAGAGUGCACACCUAAAUGUGGCCCAGGGUUCAAGCAUCGCAUCGCCUUGUGUAAGAGCAGCGACCUGACCAAAACCUUCCCGCCCGCCCACUGCCCGGCCCACAGCAAACCUCCGGUCCGAAUCCGCUGCAGUUUGGGCCGCUGUCCUCCGCCUCGAUGGAUCCCCGGGGACUGGGGACAGUGUUCGGCGCACUGCGGCCUGGGCCAGCAGAUGCGGACGGUCAUGUGCCUGUCCUACACCGGUCAGCCCUCCAACGAGUGCCCCGACUCCCUCCGGCCGGCCACCAUGCAGCAGUGCGAGAGCAAGUGCGACGCCACGCCGGUCUCCAACGGCGACGAGUGCAAGGACGUGCACAAAGUGGCGUACUGCCCACUGGUUCUGAAGUUCAAGUUCUGCAGCCGGGCCUACUUCAGACAGAUGUGCUGCAAGACCUGCCAGGGCCACUGA